Messenger RNA from Rhinolophus ferrumequinum (greater horseshoe bat), 6857 nucleotides. It is a transcript of the gene CCDC13, whose product is annotated as coiled-coil domain containing 13. Gene Ontology annotation, biological process: cytoplasmic microtubule organization; non-motile cilium assembly. The record is from RefSeq and is a predicted model, not a curated record. The transcript has 16 exons. Lineage: Eukaryota; Metazoa; Chordata; Mammalia; Chiroptera; Rhinolophidae. Bases 263 to 2428 code for a protein of 721 amino acids. Gene Ontology annotation, cellular component: centriolar satellite.
AGAAGUGGACCACUGGACCAGCUUUAAAUUCUCAGGCACAGGGGACCCCUUUCCAGCCCACCGCCGCAUCCUGGACCACCUGAGCCUCUGUCACUUUCAGGACUCUCGGCACCCUCUCGGCCUCCGUAGACUCGUGAUGAGUCGCGAGUGGCAUUGCUGGUUUCCUUGGUGACAGUUGCCGGGGCAGCGCGAGAAGGCGUCCGAAAGAAGUGACAGAGCUGCCGCGGCCCCAGAAAGCAGGAGCCGAGUGACCGCUGGCAAGAUGGCAGCGGAUGAAGGCUCACAGGACACCUUGCGGCUCCAGUUCAAGGCCAUGCAGGAGAUGCAGCACAAAAGGUUACAGAAGCAGAUGGAGAAACGGAAGGAGAAGGAACUGAGCCUCAAAAGCAGAGUCGAGGACCACACAGAGCCCUUGGAGAGCUACGAUGGCCUCAGCCUUCUCCAAGCCGGGGAGCAACACUUGAAAAACAGCUUUGAGCGAAGGAUGCUUGAAGAUGAGAUUGAACAGCUUCGCGACCAGCUCAGGGAAACAGUGGAUGAGAACGGGCGAUUGUAUAAGCUGCUGAAGGAAAGGGACUUUGAAAUCAAGCACCUCAAAAAGGAAAUAGAAGAGAACAGAUUUGCCUUCACAGGGACAGCUGGUGUGGCUGGGGAUGCGAUUGCCACCAAAAUCGUCGAGCUGUCCAAAAAGAACCGGGUGCUGAUGGCAGAGUCCGAGGGUGCGAAAACCAGAGUGAAGCAGCAGAGCAAACACAUCCAGGAGCUGGAGCAGGAACUGCAGACGGUCCUAGCCAGGCUGCCAACCAAGGGGGCCACUGACGCAGGAGCCAAGCCGCCGAGGGCCCAGACAGGAGACAGAGCCUUGCAGCCGGAGACCCCAGAGGUGAAGGUCUUGCAGGACAGGCUGGCGGCCACGAACCUGAAGAUGAGUGACCUCCGUAACCAGAUCCAGUCUGUGAAGCAGGAGCUCCACGUGGCCCAGAAGGUGUUGGCCAGCGAGGUUGGAGAAGAUGUGAAUGUCCAGCAGCUCUUGUCCUCACCGGGGACCUGGAGGGGUCGGGCUCAACAAAUUCUCGUUUUGCAGAGCAAGGUUCGAGAGCUUGAGAAACAGUUGGCACAGACCCAGAACCGGUCUGUGGGAACAGCCAGUGAUGAGCGGUCUGUCUGUCCAGACCCAAGGAAGCUGUCGGCCCAGGAGAAAAACCUGCUGAGGAUCCGCAACCUGGAAAGGGAAAAGCAGGAAGGCUGGGAGAAACUUGCGGGUGAGCGGGAUGCCCUCCAGACAGAGCUCCAAGAGCUGAAAAAGAAGUUUGAGGGCGUGAGGUCUCGGAACAAGGUGCUGUCAAGCGAAGUGAAGACCCUCAGGAGUCAAAUGGGGACCCUAACGGAGAAGGGCAGGCAUGACAACGAGCUCAUCGAUGCCCUCAUGGACCAGCUGAAGCAGCUACAGGAGAUUCUGGGCAGCAUGCAUCUGCAGGAGGAAAAGACACGAGCAUCCCAGCACCGCCUGGACCAGCAGCUCCACCAUGAGGCUCAGCAGAGCAGCAGCCUUGUCACCCGGCUGCGGGCCAUGGUAGCCGAGCGGGAGGCCAGAGUUCAGCAGCUGGAGAUGGAGACGGGGCAGCUCAGUGUACAGGCGAGCAGGGCACUGCAUCAUCAGAAUAAAGGAGGGGGCGAGGGGUCCAGUCGGCCCGAGGUCAACCCCGCCCACACCAAGCCCCUGGAGGACCCGGGCCUGACCCAGCCUCCGGCCUCCGCAGGGGAUCACGUUGGCAGGCUUGGAUCUUCUCGGUCUGUGACCAGCCUGGGCCACACACUUGUGGAAUCUGCUCUCACAUGGCCUUCCCUGCACAGCCCUCAUGGGGCAUCACCCAGGUUCUUGGACUCCCCAGAACAAAAAGGCUGGCAUGCCCAGGUAGCAGAGUUCAAGGCUCUCUGGCAGGCCACCGAGGUGGAACGCGACCGGCUCACCGAGUUUGUCACUGUCCUGCAGAAACGGAUGGAGGACAGCAACAGCAAGCUUCUGGAAUCAGAGAGAAAGCUGCAGGAGGAGCGGCAACGCACCGUGGUGCUGGAGCAACACCUGCAGAAGAUGCGCCUGGAGCCAGGCAGGACAUCAGCCUCUCAGAGAGCAGCUUCCAGGAGCAAAACAGGUCUGCCCGCCUCUAACACCAGGCACAACCCAAAUGGGAGCGAGAGGAAGGACCCAUCUUUCACGCAGCUCUCCAACGUGCCCAUGGAAUCCCAGAUGGAGGAGCUGACCACCAGGCUGGCCAUCCAGGUGGAGGAGAAUGACAUGCUGAAGGCUGCCCUGGGCAGUGCCUUGCGGGGAAAGGAGGAGGACUUCCGUAUGUACCACGAGACCCUGGGCCAGGUGAAAGGGGUCUUCCUGAAAGCCCUGCGGCAGCAGAAGGCAGAGAAGCACUAGGAUGGCAGUCCUGUGUCACCCUAGCCAGACGGGGCAGCCUCCAGCCCUGAAAAGACAAGGUUUGAUCUGAGGACUCCACCUGCUCCCAGAAGCCAGCUCCGCAUCCUUCUCCUGGAAGAGGCAACUCAAGGGGCACAGAGCCAACAUGUCAGGCCAGGAGGGCAAAGGAGAAGCCCAGCUGGAGCCCUGGAGGAGCCUCUGGGCAGGCGUGGCUGCGACAGGGAAGAGGUUUAGCAGCCUGCUGUGCAUCAGCGAGGGCUCUGGGACGAGCCGCUGUGGGCCGAUGCUGUGCCCGGGGACAUUAUCCUUGUCCUAGGGCCCAGCUGGGGGUCCCACACGGCUUCAUUUGUACAGGAGAGGAGAGCCUUCGUGCCCCAGCUGGGAGCAUCCCCCAGGCCACCCAGCCCCACCCUGCCCCCUCACCCGGGCGUCCCCCUCCCCCUGCCCCUCCACGGCUCCACCUGUGGCCAUCCCCACCCUCCCAGACUUGCGGGCACCACACUCCCUCCUCGGGGCCCUUCCUUAGACGCAGACCCUUGGACUUGUAAUAAUAAUGAUUAUUUUCAUAAUCGCCGCAGCUCCCAUUGAGUGAGCAUCCACUGUGGGAACCAGACCCCCAUCCAGUCCUCUAGCAAGCCAGCAGAUUGUCACCUUUUUUUUACAGGUGAGGAAACUGAGGCUGACCGAAAGAAGCUAUGCUAACAUUUAACCUUGGCCUGCCUGACUCCAAAAGCCAGGUCCUCCAAUUGAGCAGAUUCACCAGGGCAAGUGUGCCCACCCCAUUGCUGGGCAGCUCCGUCCCCAGCCAGCUGAUCUGAGAGGCACCUCCAUUUGCUUCCAAAGGCUGCAGCUGGUGGCAGAGGGCAGAGGUGGGGCUGGGCUGGAGCUUUGGGCAGGAAGAUGCUGAGCCAGCGAGCCCAGGAGCAGUCACCAUGCACUUCCCUCACCACAGCACAGGGGUGAGCUGGGAGGGCUGUCCCCAGUCCCCACCCCAGACACCCUGGCCACACCUGUGCACACCUAGGUCCACACUCAAAUGCAGAUGCACACAGAUACCCAGACUUGGGAGCACACAACCCUACGUGUGCACAUGCUGACCCACAGACAGUGCCAACUCCACACUCAGCCCCUCCACAGGCCUGUGCUCACACGGGUAUGUGUGUGUGCACAUACCGUCCACACAUGAAGACCAGUCCUGUGUCACUGCUGCAGUGACUCACAAGUGUGGGUGCACAUGUUGUGAAAACACCCCUCCCCAGGGAAGCCAGCUGGGUCUCCUGGGACUCCGUCUGCUCAGGCCCUUCCUCAGACACAGAGCGGUGGAGGGACUGUGCGCUGGACCCCCAGGCAGGGAACCCCCAGCCUGCAUGCGAUGACACAGGCGUAGUGUAGUGAAGGCUGUCGGGACAAAGCAUGGUUCUGAUGGGGUCCGAAGGGUCCCUGGGAAGGAAGAGCUUUUCUCUGAUUCCUCGUGCAGGGAAAUGGCCAGGCAGAGCGAGACAAUGAGAGGGUCUGUGCUGGGCGGGGGCGGUGUGACAGCGAGGAGUGCGCCCGAUGCAGAGUCCUAACACCAGGCGGAGUAGUGGGCACCCUCACCUGCAGGCUCUGGGGAGCCCCCGAGGGUGAUCUGAGUGUGUGGGUGUGCAGGCGCUGGCCCUCAGUGGAGUCCCUAGGAGGGCGACGCAGGCAUAGGACUAGCCAUCCUUCCUGAGGGAUGGACAGAGCCACAGGGGUCAGUCACCUUAGGGAAGGGCAGGAUGGCAUGACUCAUAUCCUGACCACUCCAGGGUAGUUUUGCUGCCUUUCCAGGCCCAGGGCUGGGUCUGAGAGACGAGGGGCAUCCAGUCAGUGGGUCUGAACAGGUGGGGAUGCCUGGGGCAGAUCUCUUUCCCCACUUACCAACUGUGUGGCCCUGGGCAAGUUACUUAACCUCCCUGAGCCUCCAUGUCUUCAUCUGUAAAAUGGGGACAAUAACAGAACCCUCCCUCCAGGGCUGCUAUCGGUGUCAAAGAAUAACUCAAAGGCAUUUAGCUUAUUAGUAACUUGCUGUUUACUUCUGUACAAGGGACAUGUACCAAUAGAUUGAUUUCGGUGCACAGAGAUAAAGACAGAAUUUAUGUAAAAGAGAAAGACGGGAAAGUGCAGUCAGGCAUAGUAAAUCUAGUUUGUACAUUUUUGGGGUAAACUGAUUAGCUGGCAUCUUGCAGAGAUCGGUCUGGGCAUUCAGUCCUUGCUUAGGCCCAAGGUGGGUAUAAAGACAACGGUUACAAUUUACAAAUUAUACGGGCAACCUUGAGAGCUUUGCUGUGGAGCUGUGGGCCGGGGUCCCUGUUGCAUCUGCUGGCACCUGCCAUCAGCACCCCAGCUUAGUUAAGCCAGGUCUGCUCCAUUCGCCCAUCAGAAUCCCUCUUCAGGAGCCACUGACUUAAAAAGUGUCAAGUGCUGGAGCAGGAGCUGGCACAUAGUAGGCACUCAAUAAAUGUUAGCCCCAGUAUCACCUCUAUUAAUUCAACAAGUACUGAUGGAACAGCUCUUCUGCCUCAGGCACGGGGGUGCCGGGUGAGGCAGACACGUCCCUGAGCUCCAGGGAGUCCCAGGCCAGCAUCCACUCCGCUGGCCGGCCAUCAGGGUCAGUGAGUGCUGACCGUAUGCCAGCCAGGCUCUCCGGGCUUGUGGGGGGGUCCCAGCUAAAUCUAACUUGCUGCUGCUCUUGGGGAGUUCCUGGUCCAGUCAGGGAGUCCUGGGAAACGGGGUCACGAUGGAGCAGUAGGGUACAGUGGAGCGGGGUGUCAGGGGGAGACAGAAUGUGGCACCUCAGGGCCUCCCACCUUCUCUGCUUCGGCUCCCAGGCUCAUUGCCCAGAUCUAGUAGGGGAGGGGCUGUCCUAUGUCCCUGAGGUGUGAGUGGCGGAGUGUGGAAGGGGAAGGUCCUGGAGAGCCUGGGAGCAGGAUUUUUAAGGGAAGGAGGGGUUGUCAAAGGGUCCAAGGACAGGGCGCUGAAGGCUCUAACUUAGGUGGGCCAGGUGGGGAGUGGAGCAGCCUGGUCUGUCCAGGUUAGUGCCCACGGCCCCUCCGGAGCAGCACCGUCUGUCCCUGAGACCCUAAGGAUGACCUCCCCAGCCUUCAGGCAACUGGGCAGCAGGUGGGCUGGACUUGCUUUUCACAGAUGAGAACACCCUGCCCAGAGCCACAGGAGGUGGGGGAGGGGCCAGGACAAUCAAAGAGGCCUCACGUGAGGACUCACUCUCCCUGGCGGCUCCCCAGGCAGGUGCCGGGGCCUGGGAGCUCAGGUUCCCACACUGACAGGUGAGACCUGGUUGAGCCAUGGGUGUGGCUUGGCCACUGAACCCGUUGGGGCCUCUGGGCACCACAGCUGAGCUGGAUAAGGCUGCAGCCUGGCUCAGGCUGAUUCAAGCCCCAAACACAUUCCACUGCCCUGCACCCCUCCUCUGGGCCCCCACAUCCAGUGUCUAGAGCAAGACUCUCCUUUCGCAGCCACCCACUGCCACCCCACAAGGAAGCCUCUGCCUGCCCAGCACCUCUCCACACGCCAUCUCUCCUGUAGUCCCUGCCCCGUUACAUAGACACACAGUGCACACAUCACACACAUACACACACACAACACGUGCCAUAGACAACAUACAACACAACCCCCCACACACACAGCCAACACAAAACACAAUUAUAUACACACAAACAUAGGAUACUUUCCCCACAUUUUUAUUUUGAACAACAAAAAUAAAAAUUAAGAGAUGAAAAGGAUAUCUGCCCACCAUGUCUUUCCCAGCAGCUCUUGCGGCAUUUGGGUAGAGACCCCAGGUUCCUGUGCUGGUCUUACCCCAGUCAGCUUCCUGCCCCUCGUUUUGUGGGCUGGCCACAGCAGGCACUCCUCCCCGCACCCCUCACACGGGGUGGAGUUGCCCUCCAUCAUCCAGCCCCAGGUCGAAGGGACCUCCCUAGCCCUCCACCCCUCCUGCCAUCCAAGGUCCCCACAGACACCACGGUGAAGGGGUCACCCAGUGAACGUCUCCUGCUGUGUGUGAGUCCUGCCUCUCUGGGUCUCUGGAAUGAGGGGGUUCCUGCCUCUCUAGCAGCCUCUCUUUAGGAGCAAAUCAGUGAGCUGAGCCCUUGUUAUGGAGCGAGUUGCCAAGCCCCGCAAGAACCCAAUACUGGGCCGCAAUCUGCCCAUUUAUAGGUGAGGAGCUGAGGUGCAGAGAAGUGGUCACAUGAGCAAGGUGCAGCUCAGGUUCAAGUGAGUCGGCUUGACCUGCGCUCUGAACUACGGAGCCAAACCACACCGUGGGCUUCCCUGAGCCAUUCUUUUGGAGCCUCAUGAGGGCACCAGCUGGAUGGCCGGCCCAGGCUGGUCGUAGCCAGCACCCGGUGUGGGUGAGCUGGGUUCUCACCCCUGCAGGGCCAUCAGCUGAGCC